UCUGAAAUCUAAACCCUAGAUUCGUUUUGGAGAUUUAGCUGUUGAUCCAAGAAGAAGCACUUCAGUUCAGACAAUCCACCUGAGAUGCAUAGGAACAACCGUCUCUAGUCUUCCUUCCCAGGAAAAAAAUAAAAAAAAGGAAGAAAAAAGGAAAGAAGAGCGGCGGGAGCGGAGAAGAGGGGAAAAGGUCUGCAAUCGCGUGUCCGAGGGCGAGAACUUGGCCCAAUUCUUUUCACAAUUUCAGUUUUUUCGGUGGAGAGAGAGAACCAAUAACAGAAUAUGUGAAUGAGACCACCGCCUUCCCUCCUUUCUCUCGCAAUUGACUCUGCUCUUCUUAACAUCAAUCGUCUCUCUGAUCUCUCUGUCAUUCCUGAGCAUAUUCUUCUCGACCUCUUCCUGAAGAUUAUUGGAGCUGGAAAACUAACAGAGAAGGUUUUGAAACUAUUCAUGGCAACCGGCAAUGAAAAGAUCCUCUCACUUAUUCAGGAACUUAAUAUCCAGCACAUAAUCACCCCUGUCCUCCCUACCGGGUGCUCUGAGAAAUUCUGAAUGGUCAAAAUUUGCUCUGGAGACAUACUUUGGAGGACUCAAGCAACUGGUGCUUGUUGAAAAGAGACAGAACUGGUUUUUGCCUUUCGAUUCUGGGAAAAUGUCUCACACUAUCAUCAAGGAUGAUGAGGUUGAUAUUAUUAUUGCGGCACUUCAGUCUGACCUUACUUCUUUCAUGGAGGAAUGGAGACCAGUCUUUUCUCGAUUUCACCUGAUAAUUGUGAAAGAUCCUGACCUCAAGGAGGAUCUCAAAAUACCAGAGGGCUUUAAUUGUGAUGUGUACACCAAGUCUGAUAUUGACAGAGUUGUGGGAUCAUCUUCCAUUGUCGACCUUUUUUCUGGUUACUCUUGUCGUUAUUUUGGCUAUCUGGUCUCCYGCAAGAAGUACAUUGUCUCAGUUGAUGAUGAUUGUGUUCCUGCAAAGGAUGAGAAGGGCYUUUUAGUUGAUGCUAUAGCCCAGCAUAUUUCUAAUCUCAGAACUCCUGCAACUCCUUUCUUCUUUAAUACACUCUAUGAUCCGUACUGUAAAGGUGCCAACUUUGUUCGUGGAUAUCCAUUCAGCCUUCGGGAAGGAGUGAAAUGUGUCCUAUCAUGUGGGCUCUGGCUCAACUUAGCGGAUUAUGAUGCACCCACACAAGCCUUGAAGCCUGAACGUAGGAAUUCUCGAUAUGUUGAUGCUGUUUUGACAGUACCAAAACAAGCUUUAAUGCCUUUGAGUGGGAUCAAUGUUGCCUUUGAUCGUGAGGUGGUGGGACCUGCAUUGUUCCCAGGGCUCAGGUUGGAAGGAGAAGGAAAGAUGAGGUGGGAAACAAUGGAGGACAUAUGGUGUGGGAUGUGUGCUAAGGUGGUAUGUGAUCACCUGGGUCUAGGGGUUAAGAGUGGUCUGCCAUAUGUGUGGAGAAAGGAAAGAGGUGAUGCCAUAGAGAGUUUGAAAAAGGAGUGGGAGGGGAUGAAGCUGAUGGAAGAUGUUGUCCCUUUCUUCCAGUCUGUGAGGUUGCCAAGGACUGCAGUUGUGGCAGAGGAUUGCGUGCUUGAGCUAGCUGAGAUGGUGAAGAAGAAGCUGGGGGUAGUGGAUCCUUUGGUUGGACGUGCAGCUGAUGCUAUGGUGGAGUGGGUCCGGCUCUGGAAGGCUGUUGGAUCUGGGUCGUCUUYUCUUUGAGAGUAAGCGCAUUAUUUCUCUCCUUUCCCUUUUAAUUUGUUUCCCUACUCUUACCUGAGAAAAUGCCAGAUGGGCAGUCAAAAAUAAAAAUUGUAGUUUUUUUUUUAUUGUAUUUUCAGCUUGUUUUUAUGUGUAAGAUUGAGCAUGACUUUUGAAGCUGGACCAAUUUUUUUUGGUUUUCCAAAUGAACAUUCUUGUCUUGUUGCCUGAA
This is a messenger RNA of Nelumbo nucifera (sacred lotus), 1919 nucleotides long. RefSeq names its product UDP-arabinopyranose mutase. The record is from RefSeq and is a predicted model, not a curated record. NCBI's taxonomy places the organism in Eukaryota, Viridiplantae, Streptophyta, Magnoliopsida, Proteales, Nelumbonaceae.